CCCCCCCCCCCCCUCAAAAAAGUUAGUUUUCGUCAGAAUGGUCAAGAUUGAGAUAAAUACAUGGGGAGAUAGCCUGUCAUUUGCUCUUUCAUAAACGAUAAAAACUUUUCUUCGAUACCUCCUUUUUUCCGGAAAAUUUUCAAUAUUUUUGACGAUCCCUAUUCGAAAAACCGCUGGUUUUUCGAAAAGUCCAAAAAUCUUUUUCGUUUUUUCUCAAAAUGGUGGUCGAAUUACGUAGCCCCACCAAAAGUCAAUUAUAAUCCGAUAUAAAGUCAAAUAUUUUUUUUUUGUUUGAAAGAGCAUCAAAAACUGCAGUGCCUAUGAGGGCCCUUUUUUUGAUAAAUCUUUCCUAUUAUUAUAUUGAAAAGCGAUUUUAUAAUAUAAGCAUCAUUUUUUUGAGAGAUUUUUGAGUGAUAGAAUUUGUGAACCCUUUUUUUCUUAUUAAAGAUAAGAAUUUAAAAAAAAGGCUCGUCAUAGGCACUGCAUCCUGACAUGCUCUUUCAAAUGAAAAAACAAUGAACCAUAUUGAAUGAACACCCAUAGAGAUUUUUGGGGGCUACGAUAAGCCAUUUUUCGACCCUUGUUUGGUUCGUAUCUACUUAAUACAUCAGGAUAGGAGGCUGAAAAUUUUAUCAUAGACGUACUUUUACACCCCCAACAUAUCCCCAAAGUUUCAUGCUAUCUCGAUGUUCCAGAGCUGAGAUCGAUUUUUGAGGGGGGGGGGGGGGGGGCCUUGAAGAAGUUAUGCAAGAUUCAACAAAACAUCCUUAUGUCUUUACAUAUGGUUUAUUGUAUAAAUUGGUAUCAAUGAAUGUUGAUUGCAACAAGAAGAAGAGAGUAAUUUAUUUACCUUCACUCAUGAUCAAUUCUCUCCUUCACUCGUACCAUAAUGAUCCGCUUAGUGGUCAUUUUGGCAUUCAACGAACAUAUUUAAAAAUUAAAAAUAAAUUUUGGUGGCCAAAUAUGAAACAAUCAAUUAUUCAACAUAUACAAUCUUGUUUACCUUGUCAACAACAUAAUAUUAGUCGUACAAAGAAACCAGGUCGACUUAAUCCAAUUCCAACUCCAGAAGGACCAUUUCAAUUAAUAGGUAUUGAUUAUUGUGGCCCGUUCAAACCAACACCUCGUGGCAAUCAAUAUGUAUUAUGUAUAAAUUAA
Molecule: messenger RNA, 1158 nt
Organism: Rotaria sordida
Lineage: Eukaryota; Metazoa; Rotifera; Eurotatoria; Philodinida; Philodinidae
Source: the annotation of a GenBank genome assembly